UGCAGCCCGAGCCGCAUGACGCGCGGAGGAGGCAGCGGGAGCCACCGGAGCCGCAGGAGCCGGGAUCAGGGCGCCGCGCGCGAGGGGUGGGCGCCGCUCGCUCCGCCCCGCGAAGCCCCUGCGCGCCCAGGGACGCAUCCCCCCCGCGGCAGCCGCGCCGGGCUCCGCCGUGUGGCCGCCGCCGCCGCCGCCGCUGCCAUGUCCCCGGGGAAGCCCGGGGCGGGCGGAGCGGGGACGAGGCGGACCGGCUGGAGGAGGAGGAGGCGGAGGCGGAGGCCGGAGGCGGCGACAAGGGCGCCGGAGCUUGGGCGCACGGCGGGGCCCGACUCGCGCGUCCCGGGCACGUUCCAGGGCGCGCGGGGCAUGAAGCCGGCGGCGCGGGAGGCGCGGCCGCCUCCGCACUCGCUGGGGCUGCGCUGGGCGCUGCCGCCGCUGCUGCUGCUGUUGCGCCUGGGCCAGAUCGUGUGCGAAGGUAACUGCUCCAACUGUGAGUUGUCUACAACCAAGGCACAAGAAAACUUUCCAGUAACAAGUGUAACCAAUUCGAGUGGCCAGAUUCAGCAGUUUUCCCCGGCAGACAGUGAUGGGAACACUUCAGUUUUGGGAGUGACUUCUGGGAAGCAACCUUAUUUCACCUUUUCAGAAUCCAGUCCUCUGGAAGCUGUUAUCAUCAGUACAACCCACGUGACCCCAACCUGGAAAAACGAUGCAACUGCUUCUGAUUACACACAUGGAGUCAAGAGUGGGACAGAAAAUGGGCAGAUAAGUCUUUCAAAUCAAACAAGUGGUGUCAGCACAGACUCAACUCCGGAAAUAGUCAGUGGGACUUCAGGAAAUGCCACAACAAAGCCGAGUCAAACUUUUGGUCUUCGUGUUGCCUUCGUGAAUGUGACGCAAGUUGUUCUUACCUGGGAGAAUGAUAACAUCAUUGCCACCUACUGGAUGCUCCUUGAAGACGUUGGAAGCCAGGAGUUGGUCAAUAUAACAGACCUGAAGCCAAGGUGUCAAUACGAGGUCACCCCGUAUUUUUCAGAAUCAAAUGAGACACAGAGAAAUGCCCUGGUUACAGAAAAUGGCUUAGACGCCAGCAACGCGGACAGCCGGUCCCAGCCACCCAGGAUCCUCACUCCCCAGUGCAAAUACCCACCCGAAUCUGCAGACCAGUCCUCUGACCCUUCUCUGACCCAAGUCCAGCUUUUGGGGUUAAAGUCUGACACACUGUACAAGGCCACUGUUUAUCCUCAAGCAGAAGACGGCACCGAAGGACAGCCCCAGUCCACAGAGUUCAAAAUAAAGUCUAUCCGGGUAUUUGACCUUCAAGUCGUGAACAUCAGUGCCACAAGCUUGACCCUGACCUGGAAGAUCAGUGAUAAUGAGUCAUCCUCUGUCUACUCCUACAAGAUACAAGUUGCUGGCAGGACCGAUUCCUUCAAUCUCACUGUCAGUGAAACUCAUGCUGUCAUCACUGCACUCAGCUCCAGCACCUUAUACAACAUCACUGUGUGGCCUUUGCUCAGUGACGGAUCUGAGGGCACUCCAGGCUUUCUCCAAGUGUACACCCACCCUAGUCCAGUUUUUGACUUUCGAGUGACAAAUGUCAGCACAAGGGAAGUUGGCUUAGCAUGGAGCAGCAAUGACUCUAAUUCCUUUGAGAUAUCUGCCACUCGCAAUGGAACUGGAAAACCUCAGGUGGAGACAACUACCAACCAGAGUAUUGUCAUUGGUGGCUUAGACCCUGGGACCAAGUACCGUUUUGACAUAGUGCCAGAAGGACCAAAUGGGACUAAAGGGGAAUCCCGGACAGUUUACAGUAGAACUGACUCCAGUGCAGUGUUUGACAUCCGUGUGGUCAGUGUCAGCACGACUGGCAUGCAGCUGGAGUGGAGGAAUACAGACAAUGCUUCUGAUUACGUCUACCGUGUAAUUAUAAAGUCAGAGCAUGGCUCUAACUGGACAAACAGUUCUUACGAAGGGAUCACGCUCAGGGACCUGAUCCCGGGCACCUUCUAUAACAUCACCAUCUUCCCAGUAGUGGACCAUGUCCAGGGGAUCUCCAGCUCCACUGCACAGUACACACGGCCCAGUGAUGUGUUCAACAUUAAAAUAAGUACCAACACCACAGCAGCAACCUUAAGGUGGCAGAACUCUGAUGAAGCCUCUUCCAGGUACACCUACCGCCUUCUAAUUAAUCAGGAUGGAAAUUCCGGCAACACAACGCAAAUAGUCACGGGCCUCGGCAUCACCAGUGCUACGGUCACCGAAUUGACACCUGGCUCCUCAUACACAGUAGAGAUCUUCACACAGGUGGGGGAUGUCACCGAGUCACUGGCACCUGGCUGGCAGUCAUUCUGUACAGAUCCUGCACCAGUAGCCUCCUUCCACUGUGAAGUGGUCCCCAAAAAGCCAACUUUAGUCCUCAAGUGGAACUGCCCUGUCGGCACCAACACAGGCUUCAAGGUGAAGGUCAGCAGUGGAGACUGGAAGAAUCUGACGUCCCUGGAGAGCUGCUCUUCGGAGAACAGCUCUGAGUACAGGACGGAGGUCACAUACUUGAAUUUUUCUACCGUGUACAACAUCAGCGUCUUUGCCUUGUCCUGUAACAAGACGACACUGCCCGCCCAAAACACCUGCCUCACUGGCAUCACAGACCCCCCUUCUCCAGAUGGGUCCCCUAAUAUUACGUCUAUCAGUCACAAUUCGGUGAAGGUCAAAUUCAGCGAAUUUGAAGCCAGCCACGGACCCAUCAAAGCCUAUGCUCUCAUUCUCACCACCGGCAAAGACAUUUGGCCAUCAGAAGAUGUCUUGAGAUAUACAUACGAAGACUUCAAAAAGGGGGCCUCGGAUACGUAUGUGACUUACCUCAUCACGACAGAGGAGAAGAGGCGUUCUCAGGGCUUGUCCGGAGCCUUGAAAUACGAAGUCAACGUUGGGAAUGAGUCCACCACGCACGGCUACUACAACGGGAAACUGGAGCCUCUGGGCUCCUAUCGGGCUUCUGUGGCUGGCUUCACCAAUAUUACCUUCAACCCUCAUGGUGACGGACUCAUCGAUGGGGCCGAGAGCUAUGUGUCCUUCAGUCGCUAUUCAGAUGCUGUUUUCUUGCCCCAGGAUCCAGGUGUCAUCUGCGGAGCAGUUUUUGGCUGCAUCUUUGGUGCCUUGGUCAUUGUGGCUGUGGGCGGCUUCAUCUUCUGGAGAAAGAAAAGGAAAGAUGCAAAGAACAAUGACGUGUCCUUUUCUCAGAUUAAACCUAAAAAAUCCAAGUUAAUCAAAGUGGAGAAUUUCGAGGCCUACUUUAAGAAACAGCAAGCCGACUCCAACUGUGGGUUUGCAGAAGAAUACGAAGAUCUGAAGCAUGUUGGAAUCAGUCUACCUAAAUUUGCAGCUGAACUGGCUGAGAACAGGGGAAAGAAUCGCUAUAAUAACGUUCUGCCCUAUGACAUUUCCCGUGUCAGACUUUCAGUCCAGACCCAUUCAGCUGACGACUACAUCAACGCCAACUACAUGCCUGGCUACCAUUCCAAGAAAGAUUUUAUUGCCACGCAAGGACCUUUACCCAACACUUUGAAAGAUUUUUGGCGUAUGGUUUGGGAGAAAAAUGUCUACGCCAUUGUCAUGUUGACCAAAUGUGUGGAACAGGGAAGGACCAAAUGUGAGGAGUACUGGCCCUCCAAGCAGGCUCAGGACUACGGGGACAUAACUGUGGCAAUGACGUCAGAAAUUGUCCUUCCAGAAUGGACCAUCAGAGACUUCACGGUGAAAAAUAUCCAGACAAGUGAGAGUCACCCUCUGCGUCAGUUCCAUUUCACCUCCUGGCCUGACCACGGUGUUCCCGACACCACUGACCUGCUCAUCAACUUUCGGUACCUUGUUCGUGACUACAUGAAGCAGAGCCCUCCUGAGUCACCAGUCCUGGUGCAUUGCAGUGCUGGGGUCGGGAGGACGGGCACGUUCAUUGCCAUCGACCGUCUCAUCUACCAGAUCGAGAAUGAGAACACCGUGGACGUGUAUGGGAUUGUGUACGACCUUCGGAUGCACAGGCCUUUAAUGGUGCAGACAGAGGACCAGUAUGUUUUCCUCAAUCAGUGUGUUUUGGAUAUUAUCAGAUCCCAGAAGGACUCAAAAGUGGAUCUCAUCUACCAGAACACGACCGCAAUGACAAUCUAUGAAAACCUCGCACCAGUGACCGCAUUUGGAAAGACAAACGGUUACAUUGCCUAAUUCCAAAGGAAAAACCUUUCUGGAGUUUAACCAGACCAUCACACCCGCAGCGAAGGGAAAUGCCCCGAUGUUGACGUGUUUCUCUAUGUCUAAUAUCCUAAUUCUUUGUUCUGUUUCGUUAGAACUAACUUGAAAGUGUGACGCUGCGCAUGUCAAACACGACCGAUGAGCAGUUGGGGCUGUCGGGCUGUAAAUGGGUGGCGAGCGAAUCAUCUACAUUCCUGAUUACCGACAGGAUGGGUUCACUUUUGUUUUUGUUUCUGUUUUUGUUUUCUUGAGAAUUACAGAACACCAGGAAAAGUGAGCUAUGAUUUUCUUUUUUCUUUUCCAAGACAUUUUUUUUUUAAAAGACUAUUUUAUAUGAUUCACACGCUAAAGCCAGGAUUGUGUUGGGUUGAAUAUAUUUUAAGUAUCAGAGGUCUAUUUUUACCUACUGUAUCUUGGAGUCUAGCUGGUGGAAAAUUACGUAAUUGUGGAUGCUUAUCAUGGAGGGAGGGGUACCCGGUGCCUCCUCUGCCUGGGUUUUCUAUUUGAACAUGUGCCUUUUCUGAAUUGUGCUUCCACAGGCAAAACUCGGUAGAUAUCUCUAUUUUUGUAUUGAAUCUCAUAAUUGGAACAGGCGGAAUAUUUAAACAGUAGUCUAGUAUCAGAGGUUCAGCCUUCUCAGUAACAUUCCUGUCCUCAUCUAGAGGAGGUCUCCCCACAUAACCCCCCAACUUCCCCAUCCCCUGUUUUGUGUUCUCUUCUUUCUCCCCCUCUCCCCUCCUCUUCUUCCCCAAAGAUGCUUCAGAUGGCCACAUUUUCUGCCCACUGGUUGAGUGCAAGUGGAAACUAAAUAUCCCCCGCCGAGGAAUUUCUGUGGGGGGACACAGAGGAACCCCAUGGUGACACAAUAAUCUUUUGUCAUCCCCGCUCCACCUUUUUUCUCAUUUCUGUGUUUGGUAAGAAGGAUUAUUUAAAGGUGCAAUAUGUGACUUAGUGAUUCAUGAGGCUCUCUUGGUAGGUAGUCACGUUUUACUCAGGUUGGCAUUUUAUGUGUCUCUGUGUGUCCAUGUGCGUAGCGUGUGUGUGUGUUUUAAAAGCGUGGCAAUCUGUGAACACUUGCGUGUGAAAACAGUGUCAGAUUAAUCCCUCUUUCCUCAAAGUCUACUGGCUUUAGUCUGUAUUUGCAAUGACACAUAUCCGUAUCUACUGUAUAUAUAUAUAUAUAUAUACAUAUAUAUAUAUACACUAAACUCUUAAAACAGUCAUUCCUUUGAAAUGAGGUGUACAAAGUUCGAAUUUGUAUCAAAGAUGUAAUUUUUAUUUUUAAAACCUCUUUUCACUCUACUGCUGCUGUAAUUACUUUGAUUUUAAAAAAAAAAAACCUGUAGAUUAAUUGUGUUUUUUGGCUUUCAGGUGUGUCUCUACCAAGAAUUUCUGAAUUUAUGUGGAUUUAUUUUAUUGGUACAUAAUCUGUAAACUUCUCAAGGCAUUAACAUGACAGGAUUUGUUUCUUUUUAUUUUAUACUGUGGCUCAGGUUCUAUUUUGAAGAUGUGUUGAGUUUAUCCUCUGAUAGGCAAUGAAGUGUCCAGGUCUUAUGAAGGAAUUACCAGGUCCCCGGAGCUCCGUGGCCAUUUUCCACAGUAGUAGAUCCUGCUGUAAACUUAGGACAGUGUGUCCUACUGGAAAUGGGAGUGGGGUCUCCUCCGAGGGCCCCGGCCACGGUUGGCCUGGGAGAGCCCGUCUCCCGACCCUGCCAUGCUCCUCAGCUCGCCGGCACUUUGAUGACUGACUGGACAGGGAGAAUGAGUAUCUUAGGGUUAUGAAGGAUGAACCACAAUGUAUUGAAGACCCUUGACUUGGCUCAGAGGUUGAGUGCUGUACGCCUCUCAUCUCCCUUUCCCUGUGAGGUACUUAAAGGAAUAAAGGAGAGGUGGUGAUGUUGGUGUCGUGUGUUGGGACAACCUUACUUCCCGAGCAGAAAUUGCACUUUUUGGCUGAAUCCUUUGUUCUCUUGGGUCGUAAGCAGUUCAGUUCAGUAUCGGGCCCUUCAAGGAGUGGGCUGGCGAGGCCAGGCUGGGUCCCCUGGACUCCACUUCAAAGAGGCCUUUGGCUCAGAAGGUCUGAAUCAGGGAAACCAUGCUGUUCCCGGGGUGUGGAGUGAAGCUGGGUUUGGGCGGGUGGCUUCCAAACCGUCAUGCUGGUCUGCCCCUCGCACGCAGAUCUUGGAGAGUUCCCAGACUUCUUCCAGGCAGCAGUUCCAUGGGUCACACCCUUUCCCACUCCAGUUUGUCAGAAAACCAUGGUGAUGGGUGUCUAGCUGUCAAAUCCCACAUGGAUACUAUGCCCUGCCCACGUCAUCAAGUCAGAGGGAAGGACUUGAAAGAUUCCUUUAAAAGAUAAAAGCAACAAUAAUGAUAAACAUAUUGUAUAAAAAUGCAAAAAACAGAGAUCCUCCGCCUUUCCGCCCGGUAUGAGCUUGGGAAGUGAGCAGCAGCGCCACAAGUCGCUCUCCGACGUCACUCUCAGUCCUGGGAGGAAGGCUUGCGGUGCAGAGGUCUGGGUUCCAAAUGGGCAGGUCACACGAAGGUCACCAUGCUUCUCUGCAUCCUGAAGAGGCCUGGGAACGGGCCAAGGCGGGUGGUGAGGGUAUUUAUAGCACAGUGAUUGAAAAGGGAAGAUGAAUGUGUAAAUAUAAAGGACACAUGGGCUGGAGGUUGGUCACAGAAAAGAGGCAGUGCUUUUGAGCUCCUGCCCCAAACCCUCCCAGGAACGAUGACCGAAGACUGGAGGAGGGUGUGAAUGCGCCUGCUCAGUAUCUGACAACCGCGUACAGAGAGCCAGCCAGGGUGGGACUAGUUGGUUUAGGGGAUUUAGUCCCUUGACAUCUUCUCCCAAGAGCAGGGACAUCUUGCCUCCAAAGGUGAAUUUAGUGAUGAUUAGCACCAGGAGGAAAGGAUGCUUGGGUCUGUUCCCUGUGGCCAUAGAAAGACCUCCAGCUAGAUUUUGGCAUAAUUGACUCCCCUGGAUUUGGGCAUCCCCGAGUCAGAAGCUCCUGGGGGUCGGGGGCCAGCUCCGCAGCUGAUUAAUGUCUGCUUUUCAUCUGGGAUGAAAAAGCCUGGUUUUCUGUCAAAAUGCUGGAUUGCACUUGUUGAACUAAACAAGUGUGGGUGACUGGUGUUGACUUGCCUCCAAAGUCCACGCUCUGAGUUCAGGCUACGUGGAGCAGCCGUGUACUCAACAUGCCGUGGCUUCUCCCCGCCUUGGGGGCACCUAUGAAUAGGCUGUGUUGGUGUGGACUCUCAAACUGUAAUUUUCUUGUAACUAUUUUGGAAUGAUGCAUAUUUCUAAUGUUUGUUAUACCUGUACAGAGCAUUGCUGUCGGUCGCUUUUUUUGUUUGUUUGUUUUUUAAGGAAAAAAAAUGGCCUGAAAAAAAUUUUUUUAAAAAGACUUACAAAUACCAAAUAUAAAAAAGUGUCAGCACAUUA
This is a messenger RNA of Camelus dromedarius (Arabian camel), 7690 nucleotides long. RefSeq names its product protein tyrosine phosphatase receptor type J (gene PTPRJ). Lineage: Eukaryota; Metazoa; Chordata; Mammalia; Artiodactyla; Camelidae. Gene Ontology annotation, molecular function: protein tyrosine phosphatase activity; protein binding. Bases 16 to 4218 code for a protein of 1400 amino acids. The transcript is spliced from 25 exons. The record is from RefSeq and is a predicted model, not a curated record. Gene Ontology annotation, biological process: peptidyl-tyrosine dephosphorylation involved in inactivation of protein kinase activity. Gene Ontology annotation, cellular component: signaling receptor complex.